Messenger RNA from Chelonus insularis, 2654 nucleotides. RefSeq names its product Heat shock protein 70 cognate 5 (gene Hsc70-5). Gene Ontology annotation, cellular component: cytoplasm; mitochondrion. The record is from RefSeq and is a predicted model, not a curated record. Gene Ontology annotation, molecular function: ATP-dependent protein folding chaperone; ATP binding. The transcript has 8 exons. Gene Ontology annotation, biological process: protein folding. NCBI's taxonomy places the organism in Eukaryota, Metazoa, Arthropoda, Insecta, Hymenoptera, Braconidae. Bases 185 to 2251 code for a protein of 688 amino acids.
UUUAAGCUAACCAUUGCAUCAUACACGUGAGAACGAACGUAGAAACAGCGUUUCCGGCGUAGUUGCUGAAUUUUCGUGUAACACGAGUUCUUUAGAGUUGCCGAAUCAAAUAAAAGAAGUAAUUAUCAAGUUUUUUGACAGACACAAUCGAUAAACAAUUAAUUGGAGUACAAGAAUAUUCAAAAUGUUGGCUGUGUCAAGAUUAUUGUCACAAAGAUGUAUGGGAGUAAGUCAUGACGCUAAACGACGACAUUUUAGUACAAUCCUCAGAAACUCUAUCGCACCAACGUUAUACGUACCGCAAAGACAACAUGAAAUUCAAUAUCGAUACAAGUCUGAUGGUGUCAAAGGUGCAGUCAUUGGUAUCGACUUGGGAACAACAUUUUCAUGUGUUGCGGUUAUGGAAGGAAAACAAGCUAAGGUUAUUGAAAAUGCCGAAGGAUCAAGAACUACACCAUCUUAUGUUGCUUUUACAAAAGAGGGUGAACGACUUGUUGGUAUGCCCGCUAAAAGACAAGCUGUUACCAAUGCUUCUAAUACAUUUUACGCCACAAAACGAUUAAUUGGUCGACGAUUUGAUGAUGCUGAAGUCAAGAGAGAAAUGAAAACUGUGUCAUAUAAAAUAGUGAAAGCGUCGAAUGGUGAUGCAUGGGUGCAAGGUGGUGAUGGAAAAAUGUACUCUCCAAGUCAAAUAGGAGCUUUUAUUCUGAUGAAAAUGAAGGAAACAGCAGAAGCGUAUUUAAAUACUCCAGCAAAAAAUGCUGUUAUUACUGUACCAGCUUAUUUCAAUGAUUCUCAACGACAGGCCACCAAAGAUGCUGGUCAAAUUGCUGGUUUGAAUGUUUUGAGAGUCAUCAAUGAACCCACAGCAGCUGCGUUAGCGUAUGGCAUGGAUAAAACUGACGAUAAAAUCAUCGCCGUCUAUGAUUUAGGAGGUGGUACCUUCGAUAUUUCAAUUCUCGAGAUACAAAAAGGUGUUUUUGAGGUUAAAUCAACUAACGGAGACACGUUCUUAGGAGGUGAAGAUUUUGAUAAUGCUCUAGUAAAUUAUCUUGCUUCUGAGUUCAAAAAAGAUCAAGGAAUCGAUGUGACCAAAGACACGAUGGCUAUGCAACGUCUUAAGGAAGCAUCGGAAAAAGCUAAAAUUGAAUUAUCAAGUUCACUUCAAACUGACAUCAAUUUACCUUAUCUAACGAUGGAUGCUGGUGGACCGAAACAUCUAAACUUGAAAUUGUCACGCAGUAAAUUUGAAAGUUUAGUUGGUGAUUUAAUCAAAAGAACUGUCCAACCAUGUCAAAAAGCUCUUUCUGAUGCUGAAGUAUCGAAGAGUGAUAUUGGAGAAGUUUUGUUAGUCGGUGGUAUGACACGUGUACCGAAAGUACAAGCAACGGUUCAAGAAAUUUUUGGUAGACAGCCAUCGAGAGCUGUUAAUCCUGAUGAAGCUGUAGCUGUUGGCGCUGCUAUUCAAGGUGGCGUUUUGGCUGGAGAUGUUACAGAUGUUCUAUUACUUGAUGUCACACCAUUAUCACUUGGUAUUGAAACUCUUGGUGGUGUCUUUACACGUUUAAUCUCUAGAAAUACAACAAUUCCAACCAAAAAGAGUCAAGUAUUUUCCACCGCAGCUGAUGGCCAGACUCAAGUAGAAAUCAAAGUCCAUCAAGGAGAACGUGAAAUGGCGUCAGACAAUAAACUUUUAGGACAGUUUACUCUAGUAGGAAUUCCACCAGCACCACGAGGAGUUCCUCAAAUCGAAGUCACUUUUGAUAUCGAUGCCAACGGAAUUGUCCAUGUAUCAGCUAGAGACAAGGGAACUGGUAAAGAACAGCAGAUUGUUAUUCAAUCGAGUGGUGGAUUAAGUAAGGAUGAGAUAGAAAAUAUGGUGAAGAAUGCUGAACAGUAUGCCAAAGAAGAUAGAAUAAAAAAAGAUCGUGUCGAAGCUGUUAAUCAAGCUGAAGGUAUUGUUCAUGAUACUGAAGCUAAAAUGGAAGAAUUUAAAGCACAGUUACCACAAGAAGAGUGUGACAAAUUAAGGGAUUUAAUUAGUAAAGUUAAGGACACAUUACUAAGAAAAGAUGAAAUGGACCCAGAAGAAAUCAAGAAACAAACAAAUGAAUUACAACAAGCUAGUUUGAAAUUAUUCGAAAUGGCAUACAAAAAAAUGGCAGCAGAACGUGAAGGACAGAAUCAAGGCUCACAACAACAAGAUGCUAGUGAACAACAGGGAGAACAAAAGAAGGAGGAGAAGAAUUAAAUAUUGAAUUAUUACAUUAGAAAUUUAUAUAAAAAUAAUGUUAAAAAAAUGGCAUAAAAAUCCGUACAUUCUCUCGUUAAGUUUUUUAUUUCUCUUUUCUUUUUUAAAUAAAAAAAAAUAAACAAAAAAAUAAGCCGAAAGGGAAAAUAUUUCCUAUUUUCUUGUAUUGCUAAUUUACAUAAUUUGUAGUUUCUUUUUGUACUUGAAUGAAUCUAGUGAAACGAAAUAAUUAAGUUCGUUAAUUGUUAAUAUUAAGUCGUAAAUAUAAUGUUUGGAUAAUGAACGCAUAAGACUUAGUGUAGAUGAUGAUAUAAUACGAUUAUCAAUAAGACCAAGAAAAUAGAAAAAUAAAUUUUCUUUUUAUUAUGAAAAAUGGUCACCAAUAAAAUGCUAUUUUACGUUG